GUACAAAGGUUAAAACAAAGUGAAAUGCAAUCAUCUGACAUAGCUUUCUUUUUAAUGGUGAAGAAACAGAAUAGAUUCCUUAGCACACCAGUCUCAGAGACAAAAAAAAGUAAAGAAAAAAAAUAGCACUUCUACUUUACCCACAUCUGGACCCUGCCAGUGACAACAGCCUGCAAUAUGAAAGCCACAUGCCUACUGAUCUUGUUUUGGCCCCUCUUCAUGCUAAUACUUUCAGAUGAAAGCCAGACUUUUAAAACAGAAGUCAAAUGUAAUUUCACUAAACAGAAUUAUUAUUUGAUUCCAGCGGAUAUCAAUAAAGAGGUUACUGUACUUGAUCUCAGUUAUAACCAAAUUACUCUGAAUAUUACAGACACAAGUAUUCUACAGAUGUAUUAUUUACUCACUGAGCUCUACUUGAUUGAAAACAGUGUCAUCAUCUUAUGUAAUAAUAGUUUUGGUAACCUCUCCAAUCUACGAAUUUUAAAUAUCUGUAGAAACUCCAUCCACAUAAUUCAACAAGGUGCAUUUACAGGCUUAACUAAACUACAACAGUUAUAUCUAUGCCAGAACAAAAUAUUACAACUGAAUCCUGAUAUAUUUGUGCCUCUUAAAAACCUGAAACUUCUGAAUCUGCAAGGCAAUUUGAUAAGCUAUUUUGAUGUACCACAACUGUUUCAUCUGGAAUUAAUCAUUUUACAUGGAAAUCCAUGGAACUGCUCCUGUAGUUUACUGAAUUUGCAGAAUUGGCUAAACACAUCCAAUGUAACAUUAGAAAAUGAGAACAUCACCAUGUGCAGCUACCCAGAUAUACUGAAAUACUACAGCAUCAAAACAGUACCUUAUAAGGCUGAAUGCUACUCAAAACUUCCUUCACCUAUAGCUGAAGACCUUCAGAUUAAUUUUCAGUCAAUUAGCAAUUCAACAUUUAAUAGCUCUUUGAACAACUUAACAAGAAAUUCGGAACAUGGACCUCUUGGAAAAAGCUGGGCUUUUCUUGUUGGUGUUGUAAUGACUGUACUGGUGACCUCUCUCCUCAUUUUUAUUGCUAUCAAAUUGCCAAUAUGGUAUAAUAUUCUGCUUAGCUAUAAACAUCAUCACCUGGAAGAACAUGAAGUAGAAACCUAUGAAGAUGGUUUUACCCAAAAUCCAAGUUCCCUUUCACAGAUACCAGAUACAAACUCCGAAGACACUACAGUAAUAUUUGAACAACUACAUUCAUUUGUAGUGGAUGAUGAUGGGUUUAUUGAAGACAAAUACAUAGAUACUCAUGAAUUAUGUGAAGAAAAUUAAUUUCUUUCAAUUUUUGAUUAUUUUAAAAAUGUUACCAGUUCACUGAAAGUUUAGACAUGGAGAUUUUCAUAUGUGACAUACCUAACUAUAGCUAGUAGAACUUCGUAUUAAUUGCAACACAUAUUAAUAUCAUAAAAUUAUGUUUUUCUCAUUGGUAUUGAAAAAGUUAGUCCAAAUACUGUAACUGACACUCCUUGGUAGCUAAUAGUUACAACACUAUUCUCAGUAGUAUUCAGAAGACUAUACAUACUAGUAAAAAAAAAAGCCUAAAGUAAAUUAUUAAUUAAUUAAAAUAAACUGAUUCUCAUAUUAGUUCAGAUAUUGGAUAUAAUACAGAUAAGUUAUAUUAAUGUUUUACUUAUUGGAAUCAGUAGAGAAAUAAAGGUUUUGGAUUUAUAUCAUAAGUCAGAGUAAG
This is a messenger RNA of Myotis davidii, 1705 nucleotides long. It is a transcript of the gene LRRC19, whose product is annotated as leucine rich repeat containing 19. Gene Ontology annotation, biological process: interleukin-8 production; positive regulation of non-canonical NF-kappaB signal transduction. The transcript has 6 exons. Gene Ontology annotation, cellular component: plasma membrane. Gene Ontology annotation, molecular function: signaling receptor activity; protein binding. Lineage: Eukaryota; Metazoa; Chordata; Mammalia; Chiroptera; Vespertilionidae. The coding region runs from base 178 to 1290 and encodes 370 amino acids. The record is from RefSeq and is a predicted model, not a curated record.